UUGAAAUAUCUUUAUCAACAAUGGUUGAAGAUCUCAUUAAGAAUCCAAGAGAUAUUGCAAAUCAACUCGCAACAACCUUACCGGGAUCAGCCCCUCUGUUCAUUAACUUGGUUGUUUUGCAAGGAAUUGGUUUGCUUCCUGUUCAUCUCUUACGAUUGAGUGAGAUUUCUUUUACCAUGUUUAUGCGUGUAUUUUUUGCAAGAACUCCAAGGGAAUUUGCUGAAGCUAGUGCACCUCCAUUCUUGGAUUACGGUCAAGAAUUACCGCCC
Messenger RNA from Racocetra persica, 269 nucleotides. NCBI's taxonomy places the organism in Eukaryota, Fungi, Glomeromycota, Glomeromycetes, Diversisporales, Gigasporaceae. The record is from the annotation of a GenBank genome assembly.